ACGAAAACCAGACGUCUUCAGUCUUCCACGUGUCAGUCAGAGUAGAGGAGCGAUAGUUUCUUCACUUUCGGCGUCAUUCAGUGGUAGAUAAUGGACGUAACUAACAAAGAACACACUAGCAAUGUUCUACAAGAGCUGAACAAACAGUGGGCGCGGGCAGAGCUGACGGACGUGGUUCUGGAGGUGGAAGGGAGAUGUCCCUACUUCAGUAGCAUGUUCACCAGCGGCUAUGUGGAGGCCAAACAGGAGAGAAUCAGAAUCCAGGAUGUGAGUGAGGUAGCCAUGGCAACCAUUCUGGACUACGCCUACACCGGCUGCGUUAAGGCGGAGCCAGACCAGGUCCAGGCUGUGAUGUCUGCAGCCAGACUGCUACAGGUGGAUUUUGUAGGUCGUAAGGCAGCAGAAUACAUGAAGGACCAUCUGGACGUGUCCAACUGUGUGGAUGUUUGGAUGUAUGCUGACAUGUUGGCAGACUGUAGCCUAGUCGAGGCCAGUAAGAAGUAUGUGGCAUCCAGGUUCGACCAGGUGGCUCUACAACCAUCCUUUGUCCAGUUGCCUUUGAGCCUCCUCCAGUCAUUGCUUGACAGGGAUGAUCUAAUGGCCAAGUUAGAAGACAACGUUGUGCGAGCUGCUCUAAGAUGGGUCGACUUCAACCAAGAAGAGCGUUUGCAGCACCUUUCUACCCUUUCUAAAUCAUUACGUCUGUCUCAUAUCAGCCCAGAACUGCGUGUUGAAAUGAAGAAAAAAUGCUGGUCGACAGAUAGCAAGUUAGUUUACAAUGACAGUACAGCCCAACGGCUGGGACAUGCGCAAACUGAACUACAGAUCUUCCUUAGGGAAGUUUACUCAGACGAUGAAGACGAGUGGUCUACCCCUUGCUAUGACCCCUCCACAGGUCGACUAUAUGCAAUUGAUAUGCCCGAUAACCUGGACAGCUUCUCUAGAUCUGUGACAGUAACUCCUGAUGAUGAGCUGUACAUGGCAGGUGACAUUGCUAAAAGUAGAGAUGACAGGCAGAAUAAAUUUUACCAGUACAACCACCUUCUAAACACCUGGGAGCCAAGGUGUGGGAUGAUUGAACCCAGAUACAGGUGUGGUCUGGUGUAUCUGAAAGGGUACAUCUAUGCCAUUGGUGGUGAUGGCGUGAGAACAGCAGAGAGGUAUGACCCAAGUUGUGAUGAGUGGACCUCCAUACCACCCCUCCCUCAGCCCUUGUCUUUAGAACUCUGUGCAGUGACUCUAAAUGACAGCAUCUAUGUCAUAGGUAGGAAAGGCUGCUACUGCUUCUCUACCACUGAGAACAAGUGGAGCAAGAUAGCGGACAUGCUUCGACCACCAGUGCGUCCUCAGGCCGUCACCUAUCGGGGGCGCAUCUACUGUAUAGACUGUGACAGCAACAGAGACUCCCAACACUAUUCCAGAGUAGAGAUGUAUAAUCCUACGAAAGGCGAGUGGAAGGUGUCAGAUGGCUCUUUUGAGUUUGAGUGUGACACAGCAACCUUGAUGAAAUACAGAAAGACUAUGUACAUUCUCAUCAUGCAUGGUGGCCCAGAUACAGACCUACUUGAAACUGACAUGGACAGCACUACACUUUUAGUUUACCAGUACCUGCCAAAGUCAGACUCUUGGCGGUAUCUAGAUGUCAAGAACAAGAGAAGGCUGUUCCCCCCCUUGGCACUGUGGUUGAGGUUAGCUAGUACGACAGAGUGCCUGACAGUAAGGAUGAUCCCAAUGUGCCUCAGGGAUCCAAAGGUAUACGAGCGCGAUUAUCGUGGUGUAGGUGAUCAGAGCGACUCCAGUGACAGUGACUAGAACACUAUGAGAUUAAUACACCAUUGAGAAGAUCUUGAAACAGAGCAAAAGAGAAGUUUAGGAAACACUAUGUCAUUGCUAUAAGAUAAGAUCGACAGGAACAUUGAUACUUUUAAUAUGUUUCUUCCCAGGGUUACCCAAAAACAUACUGGCUAGGUGUGAAGUGUCUUGACACUGAUCUCCCUAAAUGUGGAAAGACAUUGAGAAGUUGGAAAUUCCAAUCAAUUUAAAGCCUUGUAUUUCAAAUUGUACAUGGAUGAAGCCAUUGGCUUGUGUUGUAGAUGAAGCUGCAUUGAGCUUGAUAUGUUCAUGUACUUGUAGAUAUAGAUCUUUUAACAGUAAGAAUGUUACUAAUCAAGCCAUUUUCUUGGUCAUUGUAUAACAUUAUGUAUUUUCAUUAUGUAAUUUGUUGUAAACCCUGGAACGUUUACAUGAUGUCGGCAAAUGUAGCUACUUUCAAAGCGUUGUAUUAUUAUUACACUAGUAGUCACAGCGUCUUUUUUCUAUUCACCCAGUCAUUAAAUGUGGAGAAAUAAAGCCAUGUACUAACCCCAA
Messenger RNA from Branchiostoma floridae (Florida lancelet), 2367 nucleotides. RefSeq names its product kelch repeat and BTB domain-containing protein 8-like. The record is from RefSeq and is a predicted model, not a curated record. The transcript has 5 exons. Bases 91 to 1812 code for a protein of 573 amino acids. Gene Ontology annotation, molecular function: protein binding. NCBI's taxonomy places the organism in Eukaryota, Metazoa, Chordata, Leptocardii, Amphioxiformes, Branchiostomatidae.